Messenger RNA from Pisolithus orientalis, 1628 nucleotides. RefSeq lists its product as uncharacterized. Bases 155 to 1570 code for a protein of 471 amino acids. The transcript has a single exon. The record is from RefSeq and is a predicted model, not a curated record. Lineage: Eukaryota; Fungi; Basidiomycota; Agaricomycetes; Boletales; Pisolithaceae.
AUGGGACGGGCCCGACUGGACAACUCCCAAGCUCACGACAAAGAGAAAUCAGAGACUGACACCCAAGCAUUAGGUCGUAGUCGACGUCUGUCGCUGUACGCCCAGCCAUAAGCAUCGUGUGCCAUUCAAAUCGCCCCUACGAUCUCCUCUAACGAUGCACAUCCGACACCAAUCGGCCGCUUCACCUCGCAAAUCAUCCACUAAAUCAUCUUCUCGACAUGCCUCGUCUGGUUCCAUGCCACUCUCAGCACUCGACCAAACACCCGCUAUGCCCUCGGGCGCGCAUUCGUUGGCACAUGAACUAGCUGUGGCGUUGAUGCCGGAACCAGUGGGGGGCAGCGACGCGUCGAGGUUGCUGGCGGAAGAGUUCGGGAUAGAGUAUGACGAAGGUGCGGAAGGUAUAGAUAACGAGCUAGUUGUGAGGCGGAACAGCGGGGGAGUCGACAUGCUUCAUCCCGAGUUAGCCAUUGUGGAAGGUGACGGGACCAGUCUGGCAGAUGAGUUGGGUGGUGGGGUAUUUGACGGGAACCUCGCUGAAGAACUGGGUGGUGUUGAAGCGGAGAACAGGCAAGCUAUUGACCCUCUCGAGGACAGCUCGGAUGACGACAAAACGGAUAGAGGGAGCGAUGGGGAUGAGGACGAUGCAACUCGCCGUGCAGCACGCGCCCACGACGCGAUGGAGGUUCUGUCGCAGAACCUCGCGUCCACAGACAAGUUCCUUGCCCAUCUCCGGGCGGUUGAUGUGCCUCCUCCCACCUCGGCUUCGCCGUUGUACACAAAGACAACGUUUGCAACCCAUACGAGUCAGCUCACUAGCUCGGGCACUUUCACAGUCGAGGGACUUGCGUCAGACGUGAUCAGGAGGGUUAACGACGCAGUGCGCGAGCGCGAAGGACAGCUGCGUGAACUCAUCGCGUAUGACAGGGACCUCAAACGUAUAUUUGGAGAAGUGGGUGGUGCCGAUGUGUUGGGGGAUCUCGAACCGCUAGAAGAGUUUGUUCUUGCAGAAGAAUCCUCGGCCCACCACGUCUCACACGUCCCGAACAAACUCGAUUCUGUCAUAGAAGAGGACGAGGGCGACCAAGGUGAACGUAACUCGUUCUACCUGUCCUCGUCACCCUCGUCACCGCAAAAAGCUGCCUUUUCUUCUUCACAUUCGUCGGUGCCCUCUGCACCACCACCAACUACGACUUCCAGUGCCAAGCCAUCGACACCGUCUGCCAUCUCGUCCUUUGCAAUAGUCGUACCCUCACUUGUCAGUCUUAGAGUGGACACUACCUCCCUCCUUUCUUCUCUCACAACCAUAUCGGAGCAGGCUCAAGUGAAUGGUGCAGCGACUGCAGAUGCGGGUCGCAAGAUCCGUUCACUCAAGAAUCGGUUGGGUGGAUGGAAAGUUGAGUGGGAAAGCGCUGAAAGAAGUCGUACGAAGAUCGAGAGGUGGGAAGUGGAGAGCAAGGCCCUCUCUGGGAGCAGGAUAGACGGACGAACCAUCGUUGCCGAUCAUUUGAGAGCAUUUGAGAAGGCGAUUGCAGAGGCUGGGGUAAAGACGCAGGCCAUCAUGGCCCGAUAAAAGGUUUCCGGUAGAUGUUGCAAGUAUAUUAUUCCCUUGGUUUUUUUGAUACUCCAUA